This is a messenger RNA of Centropristis striata (black sea bass), 4312 nucleotides long. RefSeq names its product WASP homolog-associated protein with actin, membranes and microtubules. The transcript is spliced from 11 exons. Gene Ontology annotation, biological process: endoplasmic reticulum to Golgi vesicle-mediated transport; Arp2/3 complex-mediated actin nucleation. The coding region runs from base 66 to 2414 and encodes 782 amino acids. Gene Ontology annotation, cellular component: endoplasmic reticulum-Golgi intermediate compartment membrane; cytoplasm. The record is from RefSeq and is a predicted model, not a curated record. NCBI's taxonomy places the organism in Eukaryota, Metazoa, Chordata, Actinopteri, Perciformes, Serranidae. Gene Ontology annotation, molecular function: Arp2/3 complex binding; actin binding.
CGUUGUAAACAGAGCCAGCAGCUUCUUGGAGGAGGACGAAGCAAAGUGAAACAGCACUUUUUAAGAUGAAUAACGUGGAGACUGAGCGGCUGGACAGCCUGGAGGGAUGGGUGGCUGUUAAAAGUAACAUAUUUGAAGAGCCUGAGACGUUUAAGUUGGGUUUUAUCGUACAGUGGAACGUCAUCGAGUGUAAGUUUGCUGUCACCUGCCACAACCGGACGUUACAACGGCAGAAACGCAAAGCCGAGGUUGUCACCGGGGACCAUCAGAUGAGCUGGGCUGGACUUUUCUCUGUCAACGAUCUAAAACACAUCCAUCAGCAGUUCAGCUGUGUGGCGGACAUCUUGGUAACCUGCUUCCCGGACUUGUCAGACUUCGAAGACGGCAACAUUUGGGACUUGCUCUUCCUAAACCGGAGGUCAGGUACCGGGGACGACGAUGAACGGGAUUUCGAUACGCCGUGUAGAAAGCUGGAGAAAUACUUCAGCACGGCCAUUGACAUCUGCGGGCGAAAGAUUGUGCUCGACACGUUGUUCACGCAGGACGAGCGGGACGUGGAGGAGUACUUUGAAAAUCUGCAGGAGUUCAAGAGGAAGACCAUGCAGGAGGAGAUGGCCAGGGCCAAGAGUCACGUGAGACAGCUCCUGCAGAGUCAUGGCAGUGCAGACCGAAUGGUCGCGCUGCUCGGCAUCUACGAGGAAGAGGACGAGGCCUACCAGGACCUGGUCACCGUGGCCACCACCUUCUUUCAGUAUCUGCUGCAGCCUUUCAGGGACAUGAGAGAGCUGGCCUGCCUCUACAAGCUGGAGAUCCUGAAGUCUGUGGAGUUUGAGGACUUGGGUCCUCGGAGGAUAGCAGCUCUGGAGAAGGAGGCGGAAGAGUGGAGGACGAAAGCAGAUGAAGCAGUCGCCUCAAUUCAGGACAUCACUGUCACCUACUUUGCACAGACUUCAAAGGCUCUGGCUGGUAUGUUGAAGCAGAUGGAGGAGGAUAAGUGCCGUUUCGGAGCUAAUGCCUGGGCGUCUGCAGCUCCCAGAUUGGAGAAACUGCGCUUCCUUUUGGCCAAAGAAACCCUGCAGCAUAUGAGAGCGAUGGAGAUGUGCCUCAACCGCAAGAAAGACCGCAUCAGAGAAAGGUUGGGCAGCAUGUGUGGCAGCCAACAAACUGAUACCAGAUCUGCGUCUGAGGAUGGUCAGCAGCACAACACAGUGGACCAGCUGGAGCUGAAAUUCUAUGAAACCCAACUCGAACUGUACGACAUCAAGUUUGAGAUCCUGAAGAACGAGGAGCAGCUGCUGGUGGCUCAGAUCGACACGCUGCGACGGCAGAUCAAAGAGCUGAAGGAGGAGGUGGUGUACUACGAUGUGUGUGAGGAUCUAGAGGAGCUGCAGAGCAUGGUCCACACAGCGUCCACACACACAGACUCUCCGGCUGUCAGGCAGCUCAAAAGACGCCUACAGACCUUGGAGGCCAAGAGAGGCAACAUCUGUGCCCGACGAGCUUAUCUCCGUAACAAAAAGGAUCAGUGCAUGGAGGCCAACGAGCACAAGCAGCAGUCCGCCAAGCAGAGCUCCAUAGUCUUCAGUCAGCAUCAUCAGGUCCACCUGAAACGAGAGAAGAGGAAAGAGGAGGAGCAGAGGAGGAAACAGUGGGUGGACCAGGAGCGAGAGAAGACUCUGAGCAGAUUACGAUCCUUCAGAGAGAGGCGACAGGGCCAGUACAUCCUGAAGACACCUCAGUCCAGGAUGUCUCUCAGUUCAGAAGUGCCGUGUCCCUCCCAGCCGCUGUCCAUCAUCAGCCUCGGCCCCUCUGAAGGACCCCCCUCCGUCCGUCCUGCACCCAGACGCAAUAAAGCACCUAAGAAGCAGCAGCCUAAAGACAUCCCUGUCCAAAUCUACGCUGCGCCGCCACCUCCAGCACUAACCUGCCCUACUGCACCUCCUCCGCCUCCGCCUCCUCCUCCACCACCUCCACCUCCCCCUCCCCCACCACUGCCCCCUGCCAUACCCCCUCCACCUGUCCAAGCUUCACCUUCCUCUGAAGACAAACCGAAGCCUCUCAGCGAAAAAGAGGACCCUCCUUUUCCAGCCAAGAACAUGCUCAAACAAAAUAUAGGGACAAUGGAUGAAGUUUUGGCCUCACUACAGCGUGGACAGAUCCAGCUACGGAAGGUCCCCUCUCCAAAGAUGGCGUCCCCCACUGAGGACCCGAGGAGCAAUCUGAUGUUUGCCAUCCGACAGGGAGUCACGCUGAAGAAGGUGGUUGCUGCACGUGCAGAAGUCCAGAACAGCCCGGACAACGAGCUGGAGCGCAGCAUCAAAGCCGCCAUGAUGAGGAUGAAGAAAGUGGCAGCAGACUCUGACGAGGACGACAGAGGAGACGACGAUACACACAGUACAGACUGGGACAGCUGAGAACACACACACACACACACACAUGCAGAUGAAGCUGUUGUCUAACAUUACCCUCGCUCUGUUUUCUUCACGGUUCUGAGCUACAGCGCACACUGCUGCCAAAUUCUCACCAAAAAGCUUCCUCUUAGACAUGGGUAGGAUUACACCUCCUCUGACUUAAACAUCACAGUUUUGAAAAUAGCCUGGAGAUGUUGUAAAACAUCCAGAACCACUCAAAUCCAACCAACCAGCUUGUGGCAGAAUCAGGAUUUAGCCUCCUCUAAAGCAACUGGUUUUUAGAAAUCCCAAACUGAGCGAAUGAGGCAUUGUGCCUCAACGCUCAUUAAGAAGAAAAGCCGAGUGCUGCCUAGUGCUGUAGUGCAGUGUGUAAAUGAUCGAAUUUCUCCCAACUCACCAUCUGAAGGCCUUUUGUGAGACUGUCACGCAGCAGGGGAAGCCUGUGCUGCAGGCAAAGACGACUGCACAACUCCGCUGUCACAAACACUCAAUUUCCCCACAUUGCUGAGUCCGAACUCGGCUAACUUCCUUUAUUUUGAAUGUAAUUAAAUCUGAGCAAUUGCUUUAUGACUUGACUUUACCCCAAUAAGGGCUACAGCAGACGGAGUUGUGUCGUUUUUGCUUUGUGUCACUAAACAAAUGAAGAGUCCUGAAGUGCAGCAGUGUUAAUUAUUUACAGACUACAUGUCUAAAGUCUACGUCAUUGUUUGUAUUACAGGCUGUUUGAUGCACCGUGCCCCUAUCGCUGUUUUCCUCUUAUGUCAGAAAUGUGUGAAUGUGUUAGUCUUAAUUUAUACAUAAUGUUUUAUUAAUUGCUCUAUGAUGCCAUAACCAGUUAAGGGGGAAGUAAAGAACACUAUAUUAAUUUUCUUAAAUAACCAAGGCUUCCUUUUGAUUAUGUUAUUACUACAAUUACUAGGGAUGCACCGAUUCGCCUUCUGGACAUCAGUAUCAGUGGACUUGGGGUUUGCAGUCCAAUUCAUGGCAUGCUUAGAUAGUGACAGAUCUGAUUUUUCAACAGUCCACAGAUUUAUUUUACAAGUGCAACUGAAGGUGGACACUAGGACUUUUACUUUUUCACACACUUUCAUCAAGUUGGAAUGAAUCAAAAAGAAAAGAAAAUAAGGUUGAAUUCUACCGCAGUUAUUACAAUAACAGUGAAAAAAUAUGUUGGCUGUGUGGGAGUAUUAGACUGUAUCGGAGAAAGCUAAGCAACAAGAACGUUUUCUUGUACUUCUGUAUGAAAAACACAAGAAGUGAAAAAUCACCCUAUUUUUUUAAAAAUUGCAUUUGCAUGUAAUUAAUAAUUUGAUUCACAAAUGUUUUUGUUGUAAGUAGUGAAACAUUCUUCUCACUAGUUGUAUAAAAGCUCAAAAUGCUUUUAAAGCAAUCAGAACUUUAAUUUGAAAGGUUAUGCUAAAAGGUGUUUUUAUUUUUAUUUGUGUGAUUCUUUUAUGAUACAUUUGUACUCAUUCAAAGAUAGUCUAAUGAAAUACUGAAAGACUUUAAAACUUUAAGACUUUCUUGGCACAAAAGGGGAAUAAAAACAUUAAAAACAUCUGUAUCAACAUCUGCUAUCGGCCAAAUUAUUAUUUUAAACAUCGGUGCAUCCCUGGCAAUUUAUCUGUACAGCUCUAUGUUUGAUUGUUGUUGAAUGUUUGGAAAGUUUGAACGCAGGUUGUUGAUGUUUAGGGAAAACUUUGUACUGAUGACCUUUGAACCUGUGACACAGAGCACUUACCUGAAAAGACGAAGCUAUAAAAAUGUAUUAUGUACAAAACAAAUGACAAUUACUGUAUGUCAAACGGUGUUGAAUGGUUUGCAGACAAAUUGAUUGAAUGCUGCAAAGAUGUUCUUGCUACUGUGUUUUAAUAAUAAAUUAAGACAUGUUAGAUCAUAAA